This is a messenger RNA of Argentina anserina (silverweed cinquefoil), 2559 nucleotides long. RefSeq names its product xyloglucan galactosyltransferase MUR3. The record is from RefSeq and is a predicted model, not a curated record. The coding region runs from base 443 to 2260 and encodes 605 amino acids. Gene Ontology annotation, molecular function: glycosyltransferase activity. NCBI's taxonomy places the organism in Eukaryota, Viridiplantae, Streptophyta, Magnoliopsida, Rosales, Rosaceae. The transcript has a single exon.
UUCCCUCUGUCACCGUCUCUCUCUGAAUCCAGCAGCAAAUUCAGCCUGAAGUUUCGAUCUUUGUUCCGCAAAUCAAUCUCACAGUGACUCCCAUUUCCCCCAUAUUUACAAUACUGCCAUUGCCCCCCUCCUCCAUUCUCUCUCACUAUUAGCUCCUUUGCUUCCGUCACCUGCACCGCCACAGAUCGAACCGGCCCAGAUGCUCUCUGCUCCUAGAUUCGGCCAAUUCCCGGUUCAUUCUCAACCGAAUCAGUUGACGCACUACAGUUAUAACUGUGAGUACAUUCUGUUUUGCUGAGUUGGAUUUGGUGAUUCUGUUGUGUAUGUCUGUAAAAAUCUGUUAUUGAUUUUGGGUUGUUGGAGAAGAAUGGGGGUUUUGUGAGUCGGUUUGUUAUAUAUUUGUAUAGAGAGUGUUUUGGGAGUUUUAUUUGUUGGGAGUGAAAUGAGGAGGCGGUCGCCGACGAAUUUCCCGUCGGAGCAAAUGGAGAAGGGGGCUGGGAAGAAUCAGAACACCAGGAUUUGUUUCCUGGCGUCAUUGUCGGUUUUCUUCUGGAUGCUUCUGUUGUAUUUUCAUUUCAUUGUGCUUGGUAGUAGUACUAGUACCGUGGAUCAAUCUGGGAAGCUAGAGGUUGGUCCUAUGUAUUCGGACUCGCAGCCGAUCCUAGUCACUCCUCAGAUGGAGAAACCAACCACUGAACCUGAACCUAAGCCGAAGAAGCCGAUUCCUGUGAUCAGUGAGCCUGUAGUGAAGAAUGUAGAGAAGAAAGAAGCUAAGCCGGCCGUUACUCGUAAAAUCGGUCCCCUUGUGGAGACUACUGAGAGUGGGGAGGGUGAGAAGUACCCGUUUACGAGGGCGCUGAGGACGGUGGAGAACAAGAGUGAUCCGUGUGGUGGGAGGUACAUUUAUGUUCAUGACCUGCCGCCGAGGUUCAAUGAGGAUAUGCUGAAAGAGUGUAGGAGUUUGAGCUUGUGGACUAAUAUGUGCAAGUUUACAACCAAUGCAGGGCUUGGUCCUCCGCUUGAGAAUGUGGAGGGGGUGUUUGAGAAUACGAGCUGGUAUGCCACCAACCAGUUUGCUGUGGAUGUUAUAUUUACGAAUCGGAUGAAGCAGUAUGAGUGCUUGACGAAUGACUCGUCCCUUGCGGCAGCUGUGUUUGUUCCUUUUUAUGCUGGUUUUGAUAUUGCACGGUACCUUUGGGGGUUCAAUAUAUCAAGGAGGGAUGCGGCAUCGUUGGAUCUGGUUGAUUGGCUGAUGAAGAGGCCGGAGUGGAGGGUUAUGGGUGGCAAAGAUCAUUUUCUCGUUGCAGGCAGGAUUACAUGGGAUUUCCGGAGACUUACGGAGAAUGAAGGGGAUUGGGGUAAUAAGCUUCUCUUUUUGCCGGCUGCUAGAAAUAUGUCAAUGCUUGUGGUGGAGUCAAGCCCCUGGAAUGCCAAUGAUUUUGGUAUUCCAUAUCCUACAUACUUUCAUCCAGCAAAAGAUGCUGAUGUAUUGAUCUGGCAGGAUCGUAUGAGAAAUUUAGAGCGUAAAUGGCUCUUCUCAUUUGCUGGUGCUCCACGGCCUGGCAAUGUCAAGUCGAUUAGAGGGCAGAUUAUUGAUCAAUGCAAGAGCUCAAAGGUUGGCAAGCUGUUGGAGUGCGAUUUCGGUGAAAGCAAGUGUCAUUCCCCAAGCAGUAUCAUGCAGAUGUUUCAGAGCUCCCUUUUCUGCCUGCAACCUCAGGGUGAUUCAUACACACGAAGAUCUGCGUUUGAUUCAAUGUUGGCUGGUUGCAUACCUGUCUUCUUCCAUCCGGGGUCAGCAUAUGCACAAUAUACCUGGCAUCUUCCAAGAGAUUAUACAACAUAUUCAGUGUUCAUCCCAGAGGAUGAUAUUCGUAAGAAGAAUAUCACCAUAGAGGAAAGGCUCAGUCAAAUUCCCCCGGAGAAGGUGAAAGCCAUGAGGGAAGAAGUUAUAAACCUUAUUCCAAGGGUAGUGUAUGCUGACCCUCGCUCAAAGCUGGAGACUUUCAAAGAUGCAUUUGAUGUUUCUGUACAAGCAAUCAUCGACAAGGUUACUAAGGCAAGGAAGGACAUUGUUGAAGGCCGUACGGAUGAUAACUUUAUUGAGGAGAUUAGUUGGAAGUAUGCUUUGUUGGAGGAGGGACAGCGUGAGGUCGGACCUCAUGAAUGGGAUCCUUUCUUUGCAAAGCAGAAGGAUGGCAAUGCCGAUUCAGGUGAAGCUGCAAAAAAUUCCUGGGAGAAUGAACAGCGUCAACACUCAUGAGUGGAAGACAGGAGCAGAGCAAUUGGAAUUCCAAUGUCUAAUACAUCCUGCACUGAGUUCGAGCAGGUAUGAGUUCUAGCUGGUCCCUUGUGAUGAAUACUCAACACAGAACUCAUCUUCAAGAUCUCCACUCCUACAAUCUUGUUUAAAUCCCAAACAGACACAUAUUCACUGUUUCUAGUGCAAAUUUUCCUAUAGGAUAUAUCUCUUAUGUAUUUUGCAGUAUUCUUUCUGAUGUAUUUAGCUAGAGUAUUUCAUCUUAUCAAUCUACAGGAAAUAAUAAUAGAGUGAUUAUCAAG